AUGUGGUUUACUCUGUAUAUUUAUCUUUGCCUGUCUUUUAAUUGUAUCUCUGCAACUUUAAUCCUCAAACCAAGUAUGUGUUUGCUACAAGGUGAUUUUAAGUUGACUGGAAUGUACCAGGAUGGAGAUUUUAUACUUGGAGGCCUAUUUGAGGUUCACUUCUUUACUGUGUUCCCAGAUCUGACUUUCACAACAAAUCCAAAAUCACCAUACUGUGAAAUAUUUAAUAUGGAAGGCUUCCAGCAUGCACAGACCAUGGCUUUUGCAAUAGAAGAGAUAAAUAAGAAUCCAAAGCUGCUGCCAAACAUCACUCUUGGAUAUCAUCUUUAUGACAAUUGUGUGAUGCUAGGAAUGGCAUUCCGGGCUGCCAUCUCCCUCACUAGUGGGACAGAGGAGUCCUUCUUUAACCUAAACUGCAGUGGCCCACCACCAGUGAUUGGGAUUGUUGGGGAUCCAAGUUCAACUCCUUCCAUUGCAAUUUCCAGUGUUUUGGGGCUGUUUCGAGUGCCUAUAGUUAGUCACUACGCCACCUGUUCCUGUUUGAGUAACAGGAAAAAAUACCCAUCUUUCUUUAGAACAAUCCCCAGUGAUGCAUUUCAGGUACAAGCUAUAAUCCAAGUCUUGAAACAUUUUGAAUGGACCUGGGUUGGCCUCCUCUACAGUGAUGAUGACUAUGGCGUCUAUGCUGCUCAGUCUUUUCAGCAAGAAAUGCAGCGAUUUGGACUUUGUGCUGCAUUUUCUGAAUUCCUGCCCCAUGAUAAUAAUCACAGAGAUAUACAGCGUAUAAUGGGGAUUAUUCAGGGCUCUACAGCAAGAGUGGUGGUUGUUUUUGCCCCAUCAUCCUUUCUCAUACCUUUGAUGAAUGAGGUUGUUUUACAGAAUAUGACAGGCAGGCAGUGGAUUGCAAGUGAAGCUUGGGCCACCUCUCUUGAAUCCCAUAUUCCAAGUUUCCAGCCCUUUCUGAGGGGCACAAUAGGAAUUGCUAUCAGGCGUGGAGAGAUUCAAAGACUUCAUGAGUUUCUACUGUGUAUUCGCCCCAGCAAUGAUCCAAAAAAUUAUAUGUUGAGAAUCUUCUGGGAGAAUAUGUUUGGGUGCAGUUUUGGUAAAGGAGAUACUGAAGGAAAGCAAGUCAUAAAGGUAUGUACAGGACAGGAGGAUCUGAGCACCACAAAUACACCAUACACUGACGUCUCAGGACUGAGAGCAGCUUAUAAUGUCUAUAAGGCAGUUUAUGCACUGGCACAUGCCCUUCAUGACUUGAUGGAGUGUGAGGAGGGUAAAGGACCAUUCAGUGGAAACAGCUGUGCUGACACAACAAACCUAAAACCCUGGCAGGUGGUUCACUACCUACAGAAUGUAAACUUCACUACAGGCUUUGGGGAUCAUGUGUCAUUUGAUAAGAAUGGAGAUGCUCUGGCUAUUUAUGAUGUACUAAACUGGCAGCCAAGCUCAGAUGAAUCAAUAAGGAUCUACACGGUUGGUGUUGUAAAAGAAGGAACAAAAACAGGAAUGGUGCUCACACUGGAUGAAGAUGCAAUAUUCUGGAAUUUUGAGACAACAAAACCCCCACGGUCUGUGUGCAGUGAGAGUUGCCCUCCAGGCACCAGACGAGCCACUCGCAAGGGUCUUCCCGUCUGCUGUUUUGACUGCUUGCCAUGUGGAGAUGGAGAGAUUUCUAACACAACAAAUGCUGUUGAGUGCUUUCUAUGUCCAGAUGAGUUCUGGUCCAAUCAAUAUAAUAAUCACUGUGUACCAAAAGAAGUAGAGUUUCUCUCCUAUGAGGAUCCUCUGGGCAUCUCUCUGACCACUGCUUCCCUUAUUGGCACCUGCUUUUGUGCUCUUGUGAUAUUUGUUUUUGCUCUUCAUCGUAAUACUCCUAUAGUACGUGCAAAUAAUUCAGAGCUCAGCUUCCUGCUUCUAUUGUCACUAAAAAUGUGUUUCCUUUGUGUCCUGCUGUUUAUUGGUCGACCACAGUUGUGGACAUGUCAAUUAAGACAUGCUGUGUUUGGCAUAAGCUUUGUCCUGUGCAUGUCCAGUAUUCUGGUCAAGACAAUGGUGGUAAUAGCUGUGUUCAAGUCCUCUAAGCCAGAAGGUAAAGGAGCAAUGAAAUGGUUUGGAGCAGUUCAACAGAGAUGCACGGUUGUGGUCCUCACAGUCCUCCAGGUUGUGAUAUGUGCGGUCUGGCUAUCAACUGCCUCUCCAACACCCUAUAAAAACAACCAAUAUAUCCGUUCUAAAAUAGUAUAUGAAUGUGCUAUAGGCUCAGUGGUUGGGUUUUCAAUGUUACUCAGCUAUAUUGGGUCUUUGGCAGCAGCAAGCUUUUUGUUAGCCUUCCUGGCUAGAAAUCUUCCAGAUAAUUUUAAUGAAGCAAAAUUCAUCACAUUUAGCAUGUUGAUCUUUUGUGCUGUGUGGAUUGCAUUUGUUCCAGCGUAUGUGAGUUCACCAGGAAAAUACACAGUGGCUGUAGAAAUUUUUGCCAUUCUGGCUUCCACUUUUGGUUUACUGAUGGCCAUAUUUGCCCCAAAGUGCUACAUCAUUCUUUUACAUCCAGAGAGAAACACCAAAAAUGUCAUAAUGGGAAGAGAAACACGAAAUAAAUAG
This is a messenger RNA of Danio aesculapii, 2601 nucleotides long. Its product is annotated as extracellular calcium-sensing receptor-like. Lineage: Eukaryota; Metazoa; Chordata; Actinopteri; Cypriniformes; Danionidae. The coding region runs from base 1 to 2601 and encodes 866 amino acids. Gene Ontology annotation, biological process: G protein-coupled receptor signaling pathway. Gene Ontology annotation, cellular component: membrane. The transcript is spliced from 6 exons. The record is from RefSeq and is a predicted model, not a curated record. Gene Ontology annotation, molecular function: G protein-coupled receptor activity.